This is a messenger RNA of Arachis duranensis, 1330 nucleotides long. RefSeq lists its product as uncharacterized. The record is from RefSeq and is a predicted model, not a curated record. NCBI's taxonomy places the organism in Eukaryota, Viridiplantae, Streptophyta, Magnoliopsida, Fabales, Fabaceae. The transcript has 4 exons. The coding region runs from base 553 to 1002 and encodes 149 amino acids.
CUUUACUUUGCUAAUAUGUAGAAACUAUAAUCAGAUAUUUAGUCAUGUUUUGCUACAUUUGUAAAAGUAGUUGUGUUCAUGCUUGCUAUUUGAAUGGUUUGGGUAAAAGAUUGGAUUUGAUAGAAUAAGAUAAUACUAAUGUGGGAUUGGUAAGGUGAUAAAGAUCUUGGUUCCUUAAUUAAUGAAUCUAGGGAACAGAAAAAAUAUUUGCUAAGGGAUCAACCCUCUUCAUGGGACUUAAGCUAGGUCAGGCCGGGUUAGCAAGGUUCCUGUUAAAGAGCUUGAUUCUGUAAAUUUUGUGUAAAAUUAUUUUUUAAACUGACAUCUAAUUAGGUGUUUUAUAUAAUUAAAAGUAACUUCUUUUUGAGAUAUUUGGUGUGAAAAUGAACUGUUUUUCUUUUUUCCUUUUUUAAUUUAUCUGUAAGAUCUGAUUGGAAGUAAUACAUGGAAAUCAAAUUAUUAUUCCCUAAUGUCAUCCAUUUUCAUAUCUUUUUAUUUUGUAUUAAAUUUUUGGAUUAAUUCUUCCCCCGCCCCCUGUAUUAGUCAAGGGACAUGUAUUUCCUGCAAAAGCUUCUGAAUUUGAAAGGAGAUGAUGGUUUCAGAAUGAAUGAAGUGCUUGUGUCAUUGUGGUACAUAAUGGGUUUGUGGCCUUUGGCCUAUAGCAUGCCGUUACUUCCUACAGAAAUGAGCAAAGUUCCUGUUUGGCCCUUCCUUUUACUUUCAUGUUUUGGCGGUGCAUAUGCGCUUCUUCCUUAUUUCAUACUUUGGAAUCCACCAGCACCUCCGAUAGAAGAAACUAAGCUUAAAUCAUGGCCAUUGAUCUUUCUUGAAUCAAAAGUAACUACAGUGGGUUCAACUGUGGAAAUGAUAGAUUUAGAUAGGGAUGAUGCGGGAUCAGAAGAUGCUAACCUUUUGUUUAGUGGUCAUAGAGCAAGAAUCACCUGUAUGAGAGAUAGACUGCCUCAAUCGGAUAUACAUUCGGCGGCGGCAUGUUCGAGAUGAAUGAAGUGAAGGGUGGCAGUCAAUAAGGUGCCCGAACUUAUGCUGGUGGUGAUGGAUCAAGACAACCAACUAAACUUGAGUUGGAGCAAGCAUUCCACCAAGGCAAGUAUAUUGCCACCAUCACUAAGAAGCUCAAGAAAGAAUGAAACUAUCCAUAAAUUAGGAUAUUGAAUCCUUAUGAGUCCACUAGUAGUUACUUAUCAUCUAAUGUAUUCAGAUUGUGUUAUUGCAUGGAAAUAAUUGCUUCUUAUUAUAAAGAAAGCGCUUUGUACUCACUGGUGUGUUUUUCUAUUUGUACCAUCAUUAAAAAUUUGUAUUUAUUAAAUUU